AACAAGCUGCUAUCCAUUUCCAUUUCGAAAGAAACGCAUAAAUUAAAAAACCCUCGACACGCGCUCUCUCUUUCUCUCAAAAGCAAAAAAUAUCUGAAGGAUGGACGCAACAACAGUAGAGGAAUUGAAGCAAUUUAUUGAACAGUGCAAAUCCAGUCCAUCCAUCCUCGCCGAUCCUUCCCUUUUCUUCUUCCGCGACUACCUCGAAAGUCUCGGCGCUAAGCUCCCCGCUUCCGCUCACAAGAAGAGCUAUGUUGUCGAGGACAGUGAUGAAGAAAUGGAGGAGAAGGAAGAGUCACAAGUAGAACCUCAAGUCGAGGAGGAGGAGGAGGAGGAGGAGAUUAUUGAAUCCGAUCUUGAGCUCGAAGGCGACACUGUUGACCCUGAUAAUGAUCCUCCACAGAAGAUGGGAGACCCGUCGGUAGAGGUUACAGAGGAAUGUCGCGAUGCUUCUCAAGAGGCCAAGGCUAAAGCCAUGGAAGCUCUCUCUCAAGGUAAACUUGAGGAAGCGAUUGAACAUUUGACAGAAGCAAUUUCUCUCAAUCCUACAUCAGCAAUCAUGUAUGCCACAAGAGCUACUGUUUACAUCAAAAUGAAGAAGCCCAAUGCUGCUAUCCGGGAUGCUAAUGCAGCUCUUGAGAUUAACCCGGAUUCAGCUAAGGGAUACAAGUCUCGUGGCAUGGCACAGGCAAUGCUUGGUCAGUGGGAAGAUGCUGCCAAGGAUCUUCACCUGGCAUCGAAGUUAGAUUAUGAUGAGGAGAUAAGUUCUGUACUUAAGAAGGUUGAACCAAAUGCACACAGGAUUGAGGAACACCGCAGGAAGUAUGAAAGGCUACACAAAGAGAGGGGGGAUAGAAAAGCUGAGCUUGAGAGGCAACGCCGUCGUGCUAAAGCUCAGGCUGAGUAUGAGAAGGCCAAGAAGCAAGAGCAGUCAUCUUCCAGUAGAAAACCUGGAGGCAUGCCAGGUGGAUUUCCAGGUGGGAUGCCGGGAGGUUUCCCAGGUGCCAUGCCUGGGGGAAUGCCUGGAGGUUUCCCAGGUGCCAUGCCAGGAGGGAUGCCUGGAGGUUUCCCCGGUGCCAUGCCAGGAGGGAUGCCUGGAAAUGUUGAUUUUAGCAAAAUAUUGAAUGACCCUGAAUUGAUGGCCGCAUUUAGUGAUCCAGAAAUCAUGGCUGCACUUCAAGAUGUAAUGAAGAACCCAGCUAAUCUUGCUAAGCAUCAAGCAAACCCCAAGGUGGCUCCUACAAUUGCAAAGAUGAUGGGCAAAUUUGCAGGACCUCAAUGAGUGGUUGUCGAAGUUGACAUUGUGCUUGGGUUAAUCCUUGUGUUUUGAGGUGUCACAGCUUGAUAAAUCUCGUGUAGCUCACUUGUUUUUCAAUUACCGUGUUGGCACGGACCAAGCUACUUGGCCGCCACUCAUUGCUGUGCUGGGAAUUGUUUUUAUUUUUUUGGACUGGAACGAUUCAUUUCAUAGAAUGGAGAGAAGCUUAGAUUUCAUUCAAA
Molecule: messenger RNA, 1500 nt
Organism: Populus nigra (black poplar)
Lineage: Eukaryota; Viridiplantae; Streptophyta; Magnoliopsida; Malpighiales; Salicaceae
Product: FAM10 family protein At4g22670-like
Exons: 10
Coding region: 101-1282 (393 amino acids)
Molecular function (GO): protein dimerization activity; Hsp70 protein binding
Source: RefSeq, a predicted model, not a curated record